AUGAAAGUACUAGACACCCUUGGUAAUACUGAGAGAAAGAUUGCAAUUGGUAUUGGUAAUGAUACGCCAUUCGCGUGGAAAGCUGAUGGAGUAUAUUUCCGUUCUGGUACAUCUGAUGACGUUCUUCCAGCUUGUUUGAGUUCAAAAGAAGCCGCCGUCUUCCCAGCGAGGAAAACCUCCGGUCUUGUUGCAACUGGGGCAGUAGGUGUACUUUGCUAUUACAUCCCUGAUAAAAAAGUCCCGGUGUGUUUUGUUCAGUGUAACAUUUGAUUACAAUUUGUACUCCAAUUGGUAGGACGUGAAGGAGUUCUCGGGUAAAAAAUCGCACAACCAUCAUGUGGUAACCUAUACAAAGGUGACAACAGGUGAGCUUGACGUGAAUAAUUCGUCGUGUGAUGAAUGA
This is a messenger RNA of Paramuricea clavata, 403 nucleotides long. The record is from the annotation of a GenBank genome assembly. NCBI's taxonomy places the organism in Eukaryota, Metazoa, Cnidaria, Anthozoa, Malacalcyonacea, Plexauridae.